Molecule: messenger RNA, 1043 nt
Organism: Chroicocephalus ridibundus (black-headed gull)
Lineage: Eukaryota; Metazoa; Chordata; Aves; Charadriiformes; Laridae
Gene: POLR2D
Product: RNA polymerase II subunit D
Exons: 4
Coding region: 85-513 (142 amino acids)
Biological process (GO): transcription initiation at RNA polymerase II promoter
Cellular component (GO): RNA polymerase II, core complex
Molecular function (GO): translation initiation factor binding; nucleotide binding
Source: RefSeq, a predicted model, not a curated record
CGACCCGCCUCCUCACAGCGGCGGGGCUGAGGCGGCGCCGCGCUUCCGGCCUGGCCGGGCCUUCCGCUGCCGGCGGCUGAGGUGAUGGCGGCGGGCGGCAGCGACCCGCGGGCGGCGGACGUGGAGGAGGACGCCUCGCAGCUCGUCUUCCCCAAGGAAUUUGAAACUGCGGAAACUCUUCUAAAUUCAGAAGUACAUAUGCUUCUUGAGCACCGUAAGCAACAGAACGAGAGUGCAGAAGAUGAGCAGGAGCUUUCAGAAGUCUUCAUGAAAACCUUGAACUACACAGCACGCUUCAGCCGCUUCAAAAACCGAGAAACCAUCGCCAGCGUCCGAAGUUUGCUGCUCCAGAAAAAGCUCCAUAAGUUUGAGCUGGCGUGUUUGGCUAACCUGUGUCCUGAGACGGCUGAGGAAGCAAAAGCCUUGAUUCCCAGCCUGGAGGGCCGAUUUGAAGAUGAGGAAUUACAGCAGAUUCUUGACGACAUUCAGACUAAACGCAGCUUCCAGUACUAAGGUUAACCCUCAGCCCCUUCAUCUGAGCAGAAAAACCUGGGAACUGUGACUGCUUCUCAGCCCUCUGGACCAACCCAGCUCCUUGCUGCGCGAGGGGAGCUGUGGAUACAGAGUACCCCAGCACCGUGUCACCCACAGGUGCUGGAGGGCAGUGUGGUCCUCCUCCUUUGUUCCACCUGUCUGUUGGUAAGGACACCUGUAUUGUGAGAGCCGAAGAACCUGAAAAGCCUUUUCCCAGUGGCUCAAGUAUUUGUUUGUUCCAAAUCCCUCUCCUGGAUUUGGGCAUUUUCAAUGUGAUUCUGUUGUGACUACUUUUUUUUUUUUUGUGAACUUCUAAAAGAGAUGGAGAAACUUGUUCUUGACUCUUGGAAGUUUUAGUUGUGGGUGGCAUCAAUUUCUGUCGUGGUUUUUUUGCUUUGUUUUGUUUUUUUUUUUUUUUUUAAUUGUGUGAUGAGGACUGGAUUUAUUGACAUCUUCAAUACUUUUCUAUUUUUGUUUAGUGUAAAUAAAAAGAUUUCUAAUUACGGCCA